Molecule: messenger RNA, 2148 nt
Organism: Boleophthalmus pectinirostris (great blue-spotted mudskipper)
Lineage: Eukaryota; Metazoa; Chordata; Actinopteri; Gobiiformes; Gobiidae
Product: SH3 domain-containing kinase-binding protein 1
Exons: 4
Coding region: 848-1258 (136 amino acids)
Source: RefSeq, a predicted model, not a curated record
CUCAGCUCGCUGUAAUCUGUUAAUUGGUUUACUGAGCACUAGAGCCUGUCUGUGUCUAUGUCAGUGUGUAUUGGGGGACUGUAAACAAAGUAGCCCACACAUUUGUUUUCUGCAACUGUCAGAUACAAACAGCUGUCUUGGAAAUGGCAACUAAACUUAGCUUCUUAUAAUCCUUAAGAUUCAAUUCAGUGUUCUCCAUAGAAAAACAGGCCCACUGAGAGAACAGAUUUAUACUUUGCUGUUGUCAUUUGUCUCAUAGAUGUAGUUUUGUUAUAGCAGCGUCUACCCUUCUUGUAGUCUUCUCCUCUGUGUGUCUUUGAUGGGCAACUAUAGCUCAGUCCUCAUUCCGGGUAAGCCUCAUAACUAUAACCUUUUAAGUGAAAAAACGAAACAAAAGAAAAAACAUGAAAACACUGGAGAGCAAAAAACUGAACUGUUUAUUUUAUUUUAAAGAUACUGAAGAAUUUGAGUCUAUUGUGGCUCUAGUGACAGAAAAACCAAAUGAGCCCAGCCGUUUACUGUCCGAGCUUCAGACUCUGGGAAGUAUUCCACUCAUAGCUGUAUAUACUGUACAUUUUAUCAUCAUUAAAAUGACUCAACAUGUGUAACAGUGUUUACCUCCACUUAAACAUUGUGUCAUUUAUUCAUUCAUUCUACAGUAACACGUGGGAGUUUUGUUUUGGCCUGUGUGUCCUUGGGAUGAUUUUAACUUCCUUUGGCUGACUCAGAUGACCACUCAUUGAAACACUAGAUAACUUGGCUCUGACCUUCUACUAAACUUUCAGUAUGAUGAAUUUAAAUUUAAUUCAGUGAUCAGAUAUCUUGAAAUCUUGUCUUACAGGUGAAUAUGGAAUCAGGGAGAGGAAAUGACCAAUGUGUUGAUGAAGAUUCAAGUAAAGAAAAGUCUGACACUUCUAUAUCAGCAACAUCAAAAGGAGAGCCUCCAGCUUCCAGUUUGGGUGAUUCCCUCUCCUCUCUGCUUCCCAAAGCCUUGUCCGCUGUUCUCCAUCAGACAGUUCCCCCUGGACAAAGCAGGAGCCAUCCCACCAGUGAGAACUCAACAGCAAACUCCUCACAACCGCCGAACCUGGAGCAGCUGCAGACUGAGCUGACAGUCCUGAGGGGGCAGUUUGAGCAGAUGAAGGCCCAACACAAUAAAGAAAUAAAGCAGUUAAUGAACGAACUGGACGAGGAGAAGAAAAUACGCUUGACUCUGCAGAUGGAGAUCAAACGCAUAAAGAAGCACAUGCCUAAAUAAGGCAGGAAACAAUUGAUGAAUUUGUAUAAUUUUUCAGCAUGAUUUUGUUUCAGUUUUAAAUAUUCUUUUUUAGUUUUAUCUUAAAAAAAUGUUAAACCUUUUACAUGGUAUUUUAGACAACUAAAUGUCUUGCUAUCUGUUGCUGCUGUGUACAUUUUUAUUGAUCAUUAUAGGCAAGAUUAAUGUAGAGACAGCAUACAUUUUUAUCAGCAUCUGUGUGUAGUGUCAAAAAAUUGUUAUUUAAGUUAUUUUGUUGAAUUAUUAACAAACAAAAUGUAUUACAGGCAUUGUUUAUUUUUUUGGCAACAAUAAUGAUACAUCCACAAAUAAUACUUAAUUCUUACAAAUACAAACAAAUACUUUAAAAAUACUCUAUAAAAAUAUAUUAUCUUAAAUGUACAUGGCAUCACAUUUUAAUGAUAAGAUACUAUAUACUGUAUGAUUGGAUUGUCCUGCAGUCCAAUUACAUUUCCUGGUUCAGACACUAAAGCCCUCCGACUGGCACACAUAACCUGGAAGGCGCAGUCCUUAGAAGUUGGUAUCCUCACAUGGAAUAGGUCUGAGUGUUUUCUUUUGGUUUUCUUCAAGAAUAAAAUCAUAUCGACACAGAGGCCUGGGAAGAGAAAAAGAUGACUUCAAUAUUUUCAAAAAGACAAAAGUUAUUUCUUUAAUUUUGGUGUACCUGUCUUUGGUCUCCACGGGUGUCAGUCGUAGUGUCAGGACACGGAGUUUAUAAAGGGGCUGCAAGACAUUUCCAGUGGUGAAGGUGAGAGAGAUCUUGUCCACCGGACCCUCAAUGUAUGAAUCAAAAUGGGCCAACAUCUGAGUCUUUGUGAACUUCUUGAACUUUGUUGCUCCACUGAAACAUGAAAAUAAAGUUGUUAAAUGUA